UAUCCACGUGGCCACGUAGCCACGCUAGCCCAGAAGCCAGCAGUCUACGGCGGAUGCGCCCGCAGCGUUCCCAGGUGGCGGGCCCACGGUGUACACGCGGCGGCGCGCGCGCGAGCCCGAGCCGCGCGACGCGCACGCCGGCCUGCUGCAGCUGCUGCCCGUGCUGGUGCUGGUGCUGCUGUCCAUGAUGAGCGGCUUCUUCAUCAGCGAGCCCGUCUACAGCCUCACGCCGGGGCCCAAGUACCCGCAGCCGCGCGAGACCGCCAAUCUGAAGGUCCCGUACUACGUCAAGGAGAACUUCCAUACGGAUUACCAAGGGUCGUUGCGGCGGCUGGAGAUGACCAUCGAAGAAGAAUAUAUAGUUAAUCUACGCCACGCGUGUCAGCGCGAACGUAACUACCGCGACAGCAUGGCGUGGAAGGCGCGAAACUUCGGCGACUCCAAGCAGUACGCCGAGGCGCAGAAGCUACGCACGCCCUCCUGCGAGAAGCUGUCGAAUUUCCACAUCGUAGCGCAAAAACACUGUGUGCUUUCACUUGCUUGUAGUUAAUGCUACAUUUGCUGCUAGCGUUUAUAUCAUUUAGGGAUGGACGAUUAGAUUUUUAUGAAGACCGAUUCAAUUGAAUACGAUCUAGCUAUUUUUUUUUAUUGAUUCACUUCAGAGAUUUAAGCAAAUCGAUUUAAAGUUAAGGCGAAUCGAUCGUAUUCAUAAUUUAAACAAAUCUCAUCUUAUUAAUGAUUUCGAUAAAUAUACAGAAAC
Hyposmocoma kahamanoa is the source of this 760-nucleotide messenger RNA. Its product is annotated as dnaJ homolog subfamily B member 12-like. The record is from RefSeq and is a predicted model, not a curated record. The transcript has 4 exons. Gene Ontology annotation, cellular component: endoplasmic reticulum membrane. NCBI's taxonomy places the organism in Eukaryota, Metazoa, Arthropoda, Insecta, Lepidoptera, Cosmopterigidae. The coding region runs from base 185 to 550 and encodes 121 amino acids. Gene Ontology annotation, molecular function: Hsp70 protein binding. Gene Ontology annotation, biological process: cellular response to misfolded protein.